AUGGUAUUACCAUUUCUGAAAAAGCGUUCAAAAAUCAUUGAGAUUGUUGCUGCUCGUGAUAUAGUCUUUGCUCUUGCACAAUCUGGAGUCUGUGCUGCUUUCAGUCGAGAGACUAACCAGAGAAUAUGCUUUCUAAACGUCAGUCCUGAUGAAGUUAUAAGAAGCUUGUUUUACAAUAAGAACAAUGAUUCACUCAUCACAGUAUCAGUCUAUGCUUCAGACAGCUUUAGCUCCUUGAAAUGCAGAACAACAAGAAUCGAAUAUAUACGACGAGGUCAACCUGAUGCUGGUUUUGGUCUUUUUGAAUCUGAAUCUUUGAAAUGGCCUGGUUUUGUGGAAUUUGAUGAUGUGAAUGGAAAGGUGUUGACAUUUUCAGCACAAGAUAGCAUUUACAAGGUGUUUGAUUUGAAAAACUACACGAUGUUAUACUCCAUUUCGGAUAAAAAUGUACAAGAAAUCAAAAUAAGUCCUGGAAUUAUGUUGUUGAUAUAUAACAAAGCUAGUGGUCAUGUUCCUCUCAAGAUUCUCUCAAUUGAAGAUGGAACUGUUUUAAAAUGUUUCAAUCAUCUUCUUCACCGAAACAAGAAGGUGGAUUUCAUUGAACAGUUCAAUGAGAAGCUUCUUGUGAAGCAAGAAAACGAGAAUCUACAGAUUCUUGAUGUACGCAAUUCUGAUUUAACGGAAGUUAGCAGGACAGAAUUUAUGACUCCAUCAGCAUUCAUAUUUCUUUAUGAAAAUCAAUUAUUUUUAACUUUUAGAAACCGAACAGUUGCUGUAUGGAAUUUUCGUGGGGAACUUGUGACAUCAUUUGAAGAUCAUUUAUUAUGGCAUCCAGAUUGCAACACUAACAACAUAUACAUCACAAGUGAUCAAGAUCUUAUCAUUUCAUAUUGUAAAACCGAGUCCGAUGAUCCUUUAACGGAAGGAAAUGCAGGUUCGAUAAAUAUCAGCAACAUCUUGACGGGGAAAUGUCUUGCAAAGGUGAAGGCAAAGAAUGGUGUUCCUUUGGAUGAGUGUAGUUGCAGUGGCAAUAAUGUAAUUUCUAAUGGAGGGUAGUGGCAGAAGUUGUAAAUGUACUUCAAGGAAGAGAAUUAGG
Messenger RNA from Lactuca saligna, 1096 nucleotides. The record is from the annotation of a GenBank genome assembly. Lineage: Eukaryota; Viridiplantae; Streptophyta; Magnoliopsida; Asterales; Asteraceae.